Molecule: messenger RNA, 3410 nt
Organism: Epinephelus lanceolatus (giant grouper)
Lineage: Eukaryota; Metazoa; Chordata; Actinopteri; Perciformes; Serranidae
Gene: tpcn1
Product: two pore segment channel 1
Biological process (GO): transmembrane transport; monoatomic ion transport
Cellular component (GO): lysosomal membrane; endosome membrane
Molecular function (GO): voltage-gated channel activity; monoatomic ion channel activity
Source: RefSeq, a predicted model, not a curated record
AUGGAGUGCAUAUGUGUACAGGCAGCUGGAUCCCAUGAAGAUCCGAUUCACAACGGGAGUCCGGUUGUGAUCUCCUCCUAUGCCUUACAGUUAGAACUAGACUGCACUGAUGGAGGAGGAGGUAAUUAUGACAUAGUGAACAACGCUGUGAUCUCAACACCUGGACCACAAAACCACAGAGUCCAAAAUGUGUCCUUACGGCAGAGCUGGGAGAUGAACUACCAAGAGGCAGCCAUCUACCUGCAGGAAGGAGAGAACAAUGAUAAGUUCUUCACCCAUCCUCGAAACCCAAAGGCGCUGGCAGCUUACCUUUUUGCACACAACCACUUGUUCUACAUGAUGGAGCUGCUUACAGGCCUGCUGCUGAUGAUGCUGUCGCUGUGUGAAGCUCCCGCUGUGCCCUCGCUGCGCCUGGAUGUCUAUGUCCAUGCCACUCUGGAGCUGCUGGCUUUGGUUAUGGUGGCAUUUGAGCUAUGCAUGAAACUCCGCUGGUUAGGGUUCCACACCUUCAUACGACACAAGAGGACCAUGGUGAAGACGUGUGUGUUGCUGCUACAGUUUGUGGAGGCCAUAGUGGUUCUGAUAAGACAGACGUCUCAUGUGAGAGUGACCAGAGCUCUCAGACCAAUAUUCCUGGUGGACUGUAGAUACUGUGGUGCUGUGCGCAGAAACUUGCGUCAGAUCUUCCAGUCCCUCCCGCCUUUUAUUGACAUCCUCCUACUGCUGCUCUUCUUCAUGGUUAUAUUUGCUAUCUUGGGUUUCUGCCUCUUCUCUCCGAACACUGCUGACCCGUACUUCAGCACUCUGGAGAACAGCCUUGUCAGUCUGUUUGUGCUGCUGACCACAGCAAAUUUCCCUGAUGUGAUGAUGCCAUCAUACUCCAAGAACCGCUGGUCCUGUGUUUUCUUCAUUGUUUACCUCUCCAUAGAGCUCUACUUCAUCAUGAACCUGCUCCUGGCAGUGGUGUUUGACACGUUUAAUGACGUCGAAAAGAUGAAGUUUAAAUCUCUUUUACUUCAUAAACGCUCUGCUAUUGACCACGCCUUUCAGCUGUUAGUCAGCCGACAGAGGCCGAUGGGCGUGUCGCUGAAACAGUUUGAUGGUCUGAUGCGAUUUUACAGACCACGGAUGUCUGCAAGAGACCGCUUCCUCACAUAUAAAGCUCUUAACACCUCAGGGGCUCCGAUGCUCAGUCUGCAGGACUUUUAUAAGUUCUAUGAAGUCACUGGCCUUAAAUGGAAGGCAAGACGCAGUGGAGAACAUUGGUUUGAUGACCUUCCCCACACGACCUUCCUCAUUUUCAAGGGCAUCAACCUGCUUGUGAAGUCAAAGGCAUUCCAGUAUGCCAUGUAUGCGGUGGUGGCCAUAAACGGUGUGUGGAUCCUCGUGGAGACGUACACGUACAAUAGUGGAUUUUCCUGGUCCAGAUUGGUUCCCUGGAGUUACAUUGUUUUUCUGACCAUUUAUGGUGUAGAGGUGUUAUUGAAAAUAACUGGUUUGGGGCCAAUGGCUUAUUUCAGCUCUGGGUGGAAUCUGUUUGACUUCUCAGUGACAGUGUUUGCCUUCCUGGGCCUGAUCGCUCUUGCCUUCGAUAUGGAGCCUUUUUACUUUAUUGUAGUUCUUAGACCACUUCAGCUGCUCCGGUUGUUUAAGAUAAAGCAGAGGUAUCGUAAUGUGUUGGACACCAUGUUUGAGCUCUUCCCCAGGAUGGCAAGUCUGGGGCUGACCUUGAUCAUCUUCUACUACUCCUUUGCAAUUGUUGGGAUGGAGUUCUUUGCAGAUGUGGUUUACCCCAACUGCUGCAACACCAGCACAGUGGCAGAGUCCUACAGACUGAAGAACAUCACCGAUGGCAACAGAACAGUGUUGGAAGAAGGCUACUAUUAUCUCAAUAACUUCAACAACAUCCUCAGCAGCUUCGUGACUCUGUUUGAACUGACUGUGGUCAAUAACUGGUACAUUACCAUGGAAGGAGUAACCUCAAUGACCACCCACUGGAGCCGGCUCUACUUCAUGACCUUUUACAUAGUUACCAUGGUGGUGAUGACCAUCAUUGUGGCGUUCAUUUUGGAUGCAUUUGUGUUCCGCAUGAACUACAGCCGCAAGAACCGGGAACCAGUGGAAAACCCAGAGGAUGAGAACGGAAUAGUUUUUGAAGUAGAGGUGAGUCGUGAUGAAGCGCUGGCCACUCUGGAGCUGUACAAACAGACUUGCCCAGGACUGUCCUCCCUCAGCUCUCUACAGGGAGUCCUCCAGACUAUGGACAGGGGAGGGCACUUGUCUCUGGUGUACCUCGGUCGCAGAUCUAGGACAAAGAGUGACCUCAGCAUGAAAAUGUAUGAGGAGGAGAUACAGCACGAGUGGUAUGCAGAGUAUUCAAGGGAAAACCUGCCUGAGCAAGACCAAAGCGUGGAGCGGGAACUGGACAGUCCCGUCUCUGUCCCGUCUUCCUUCCCAGAGCCUCAGCUUAACUCACAGACUAGACCUCACAGCGUCAACUAAUGCACAGCUCGCAAGCCGUAAAUACACAGCACCAUCUCAGCGUUUUUAAAUGCAAAGAUACCCCUGUCACUCCAGGUCUUCUCCAGUUCCCCCACACUCCCCGUUUGUCACAGUGGGAAACAAGUCUGGGGCCUUUUUGGACUGAUGUCAGAGUGAGAUGAGUUAAUGACGAUUCCUUGAGGGAGGCGUCACCACAGAAAGACAGACAGACGGCAGAGCAGGUCUGUUGCCCGACCAGUAAAGCGGGAGCAUUGCCCUCUUUUGGCCUUUUCAAAGACUGCAGCCAAUAUUACCAGGGAGCCUGUACUCCUACAGUACGUUGUGUAUGUAUACUGCUGUAGGCCUUUUGUGACCUCUUGUAAUUCCUGUAGUACUUAAACCUGAUGCCUUAGUUAAAUGGCUCAACUGAUCAGUAUUAACAGACACUACAUCUAAGACCAAAAGUAUAAACACUCCUUUAAGCUAAACCCAACAAAACAAUUACGCUGUAUCUCCUGACUAAUGUCUCAACAGACUCAAAGUAUUUUACUUUUAUAUAACUUCUUAUUCUGUAAUGUAUUUGAGUUAGUUAAGAAGGGAUUUUAAUAAACUGUUCGAAUUGUCAUGGGCAUUUAUGUAUUUUUGCUGUAUAUCAAGCUGCAGGCUUAUUUACUGAUAAUGUAUAAUUUAACACACACCAGCAUAACCUUACUAGGACCUGUAAAAACAAAUACCAAAACAAAAUUAUUUAAUGCCCCAAAAGAAGCUUUGUACAGGUUCAUUUUAACAUUUUGAUUUACAGUACUUUUUAGUUAAUUCACAAUGUUUAAAGUAUAAAUUUCUACAUCCUGUAUUUUCCCUCUGGACUCACAAAGUGCCGUCACAGUUCCAGCACAAACGAUAAGUUGAAUAAAGGCACAGUGUGAUCA